This is a messenger RNA of Zonotrichia albicollis (white-throated sparrow), 750 nucleotides long. NCBI's taxonomy places the organism in Eukaryota, Metazoa, Chordata, Aves, Passeriformes, Passerellidae. The record is from RefSeq and is a predicted model, not a curated record.
GUGACUUUCACUCGGUGUUUAUAUGCACAGCUGGUACAGCAGCAGUUUGUUCCAGACAGACGCAGUGGAUACACCCUGCCCGCCCCAGCUCAUCCUCAGUACAGAGCCUUGUGGACAUGAACCUGGUGGCAAACCUGCUCGAGUCCUACAGUGCCCAGGCUGGCCUGGCAGGACCCACCUCGAGCAUUUUACAGAGCCUGGGGGUGAAUUUACCUGAGAGCACAGAGCUCCCUGGCAGCUGAGCAAGGCAGGGAGAGCCUUGGUACAGGACAUGGCUGCUGGGGAGAUGGAGCACAGACACACGAGCAGGAUGUGGGAGAAGAGGCCCAAGGUUUGAAUUUGGAGCAUUCUGUUCAUUAUGUGUCACUUCAGCAGAGUGAAUUUACCUGCCAAAGCUUCUGUUUGCACACUGUCUUGGGUGGAAAUGAGAUUUUCCUAGUGCUGACACAGUUUCAGAAAAGUGGAAAAUGAUGUUGAAUGAAUGACAGAAAUGAGGUUUUCUUUUACUACAACACCUCUCUCCCAUUUUUCCAAUCAGUGAUCCAAUUUGCCACAUUUCUAAAAUGCCCUUUUACCCAUUGCUGAGUGGGGUCAAUAUCUGGGGAGCAGUUCUUGUUCUGAAAAUGCUGCUGCCUUCAGGGGCAGGUGGGGAAAUACCACACUGCAGGAAGAGUAAUUGCAUCAAAUGUGUAAAUAAUGGCCAGCAGUAUUUUUGAAUUUUAUUUCAAUAAAAACAAAAAUACAACUUGA